AUGCCUGAGAAGCUAAAGGCUCUGGUUGAGAAGCAGAAAAACAUGGAGGAAGAAAUGGAGGCCCUUGCUGACUAUCUCAACCAACCGGGAAUGCCCGGAUUGACUGGCAGGCUGGUCGACGAUGAGGGUUUCCCGCGUGCAGAUAUAGACAUUUAUGCCAUUCGUGGCGCCCGCAACCGGUUGGCUGUCCUCAAGACCGACUACAAAGAGAUUUGUUCCCAGAUCGAGAAGGAGCUCUUUGCCGUGCACGCCCAAGGCGCAGUGGCGGUGCCCCGCACGGGCUCUGCUCGCUCCAGAGACGCUUUGCAUGCGGCAUCGGCGUCCACUGAUUCAAGUGCUGCUUUGGAGACCUGUCCCUUCACUCCGUUCGCUAAGAUCAGUGAGCUACAUGAGAACAGUCCAGCGUCGAAAGCUGGUCUCCGUUUGGAUGAUCUCGUUCUUCAGCUUGGUUCAAUCUUCAUUCACAAGGAAAGCCUGCCACGGUUGUCGGAGGCAGGUAAUGCACAGGCUGCCGCUUAUCCGGGAGGAGAUACACCCGGCUGUACUAGCGUGGAGCAGGUCUUCGAGAAGCUUCCACAGGAAGUGGGGAACCACGUAGGGCAAGAAAUCAGUAUAACUGUCUUCCGAAAUAAUGCGAUGGUAAACCUGAAGCUUAUUCCUCAAACGUGGGAAGGUAUGGGACUCGUGGGAUGCCGCUUCACGCCCGUAAAACAAGGGAUGUUGUAA
Molecule: messenger RNA, 726 nt
Organism: Neospora caninum
Lineage: Eukaryota; Apicomplexa; Conoidasida; Eucoccidiorida; Sarcocystidae
Exons: 3
Coding region: 1-726 (241 amino acids)
Biological process (GO): proteasome regulatory particle assembly
Cellular component (GO): nucleus; cytoplasm
Molecular function (GO): protein binding
Source: RefSeq, a predicted model, not a curated record